AUGAGCAACCUCCACGCGCCCACCGUCCCUUCGGGGCCGACCACGGCACCCAUCGCAAACGGAAAUGCGACGCACCUCACCAUCGCCGAACUCCAGCGCAAGAAAGACAUCAUCGAGGGCGAACUCAAGGCGCUCGGCGGCGUCCUCGAUUCGCACGGGGUUGACAUGAACACCAGUCUCCUCACCCCCGAUGGGUUUCCGCGGGCCGACAUCGAUGUCGCACAAAUUCGGACAACCAGAGCCCGCAUCAUCCACCUCCGGAAUGACUGGAAGGAUCUGAUGGCCGUCAUCGAGAAGCGGCUACACGAGCAUUUUGCGAGCCUUCAAGACGACGACGCCGCCGACGAGGCCGCUCCUCCCCCGAGCAUCGACUCGAUCCCGCGAGACUCGGUGCCGGAGCCGCUCGACCAACCAUUCGCCAAGGUCAAUACAGUGGUGGACAACAGCCCGGCCGCGGCCGCUGGUCUCAAGCCCGGCGACCUGAUCCGCAAUUUUGGCUACGUAAACAUCGAGAACAAUGACGGUCUCAAAAAGGUGGCUGAAUGUGUCCAAGGGAACGAAGGGCAAAACAUCCUCGUCAAGGUCUCCCGAAGCACUGGGGUUUCGAGGCCUCAGGAACUCCGUCUGACCCUGACACCAAGGCGUAACUGGGGAGGUAGGGGGAUGCUUGGAUGCCAUAUUUUGCCGCUGUAA
This is a messenger RNA of Parathielavia appendiculata, 693 nucleotides long. RefSeq lists its product as uncharacterized. The coding region runs from base 1 to 693 and encodes 230 amino acids. The record is from RefSeq and is a predicted model, not a curated record. Lineage: Eukaryota; Fungi; Ascomycota; Sordariomycetes; Sordariales; Chaetomiaceae. Gene Ontology annotation, cellular component: nucleus; cytoplasm. Gene Ontology annotation, molecular function: protein binding. Gene Ontology annotation, biological process: proteasome regulatory particle assembly. The transcript has 4 exons.